AAGUAAGCAAGUUGAACCUCCCUCUAGGAGUUAUUUUGCUGCUGCUGCGAGAUACUUCCCAUAACAGCUGGCCACGUCACCCGCUGCCCCGUGGCCGUCCUGUGACCUGUCCCUCGUGUCCUGCCUCUCCGUCUCUCCCUCGUGGCUACAGCAAUAAGCCGGGAUGACCAAGCUGUUGGAAUGGUUGACUGUUGCAGUGCUCAUCCUUGGGCCGUGGUCAGCAGUGGUCACCAACACCGUCCAGAAUGAGUUCACACGCAAGCACUACCAAGAGAUACUCCUCCUGCCAGUGAUCCUCGUGGCAGUGUUUGGGGUAGUGUCCGUUGCCAUCAUUGCCUACAGGGUCUACACCUUCAAUGACUGUCUGGAGGCUUCUGAGGAACUACAGAGGCAAAUCAAGGAGGCAAAGGCAGAUCUAGCAAAGAAGGGUUUGAAGUUAGACUAAGAUAAUUUGCUAUCAUGGUGGUAAAAUGUGUGUACCUGUAAUUCAUGAUUGAUUUGUUUACUUUUUAUAAAAAGAAAAAUUAAAGCAAAGUUUACUUGCUUAACAUGAAAAUAUACGUUUCUUUCACCAGAAUUUGUUUCAUAUGAAUUAUAAAAGCUACUACUGAAUGAAAAUGUGGCGUGUGCAAGGUCUUUCAUCUUCAGUGAACUACUGAAGCUUUACAGGGUAUGACUAUAUCUUCAAAUAAGGUUACACUAUGCUGUAAAAUACAGCUGAGCUGGAGAUGUGCAUCUACUUAAUGUUUGCUACCAAUGAAAGGGUUAAAUCAAAAUGUAGAACAGGUAUGCUGCACCUUGCUACUCUGGUUAGGAUAGAAUCAACUGCCAAAAGGGAAAAAUAUACAGUUAUUGCUAACAAUGCAGCAAAUAACAAAAACUUUUAAUUUGAAAGAUAUUCAGCAUUCUGCAGAUUUAUGUGGCUUGGCUGAAUAAUACUUGUCAUGAAUAUUGGGAAGCUUAAGGGAUGCCAGGUAGCAAGGAUAAGAUGAAAGGAUUGAUAACUAAUUUGAAUAUUUUGGAACACUUAACUGACCAGACAAUAUUUUAAAGAAUAGUCUUCCUGUGUAACAUAGUUUUACCAUCAUUAUAAAUGUUAUUUAUAAAAUUGUUAUUUAUUAAACUGCUGAUGCAGUGAGGCCAUUUUUAAGUGUGGUGGACUUGAAACAAGUUAAUUGUUAGAGCACAUAUUUUUUAUACUUUAUAAAAUAAAAUGUUUCAUUUUGAA
This is a messenger RNA of Eriocheir sinensis (Chinese mitten crab), 1228 nucleotides long. RefSeq names its product dolichol-phosphate mannosyltransferase subunit 3-like (gene Dpm3). Gene Ontology annotation, cellular component: dolichol-phosphate-mannose synthase complex; endoplasmic reticulum membrane. Gene Ontology annotation, biological process: GPI anchor biosynthetic process. The coding region runs from base 164 to 445 and encodes 93 amino acids. The record is from RefSeq and is a predicted model, not a curated record. The transcript has 3 exons. Lineage: Eukaryota; Metazoa; Arthropoda; Malacostraca; Decapoda; Varunidae.